This is a messenger RNA of Drosophila obscura, 719 nucleotides long. Its product is annotated as protein PDF. Gene Ontology annotation, biological process: response to light stimulus. Gene Ontology annotation, molecular function: hormone activity. Bases 58 to 351 code for a protein of 97 amino acids. Gene Ontology annotation, cellular component: extracellular region. The record is from RefSeq and is a predicted model, not a curated record. The transcript has a single exon. Lineage: Eukaryota; Metazoa; Arthropoda; Insecta; Diptera; Drosophilidae.
GCUCUCCCGUACGCUGCUUCAGUUCUGUUCCGGUUCCUGUUCCUCAUUGCCCUGGCAAUGGCUCGAUACGCUUUGACUCUGGCACUGCUCUUCGUGGCCCUUUGCUCCCGCUGCGAACUAGCCCGGAGCAUGGCCCUGCCGGACGAGGAGCGAUACGUGCGCAAGGAGUACAAUCGGGAUCUAAUGGACUGGUUCAACAGUGUCGGACAGCUGACGCCCAAUCAGGGUGUCCCUCUCUGCCGAUAUCCAUACAUUACGGACAACUCUCUGGCCAUUCCCACCAGAAAGAGAAACUCGGAGAUCAUCAACUCGCUCCUGAGUCUCCCCAAGAACAUGAACGAAGCGGGGUAGUACUAGUUGGAGGUUGGGCUUGCUUUUGAUGCAAUGAUUGGAUAAACGGAUAUUUAUACACACGCUGGCACCUACGGACAAAUCUGGAAUACAUAUGCUAAUCGAUCUAGAAUGUAAGAUGUUUGAGUAGUUUAUCUGUUUUUGCUUGUAAUAGGGGCAGCGUUUUUAAGGACCUUUCAUUCCUAUGUAUAAGCGAUGUAUUUUUAGGAACUUGUAGCUCACUUUGGUCGAUACGGAUCUAGGGAAUAACUAACUAACCAACUACAUAUAUUGUUCUAUAUUCGUAUAUACGAAUAUACUCGUUCUUAAAUGUGUAGAAAAUAUAUCAAAUAUAUAGCUACUAUCUUUAGGUGAGCAAGAAUCGACAU